AUUUAUAUUCCUGUGUAUACAGGGUGUUGUGCCUUCUACACUAUACUUCCAGGGAAUAUUCCCUUUAAUUGACUCAUGUUCUGUGAGCUGUAGUCACAAUAUACGUGAGUUUGCAACAUGAGAUGGGAAAGUCGUUCCCUACCUGUUCCUGUGGAACAUAACACCAGGUAGGAAGCCUGUGAAGUUGCUAUACCUGCUGAGAUCUGCCUUCCUUAAAGCACAGAGAAGAAGCUAUUUCUUUUAACCUAGCUGUCUUUGAAGAGGUGGCAUAGACACUUCCAUGGCCUCCCGAGAUGUUUGGUCUCAUCAAGAUAAAGAUCUUCCAAAUUAUCUGCCUGGCACACCUCAUCAUGUAGAUCAAAAUGAGCAACUGGACUCUCCACCACCAUGGAAAGCAACACCUGAUACAAAUAUUCCAGAACCUAGGUUCCUGGUACCACCUGGUUUAGAGCACCUAAGCAAGGUACAACAGAUCAUUGUUCAUCAACAAGUGGAGUUGCUGGGAGUAUUCCUCGGCACCGAAAAGAGCAACAAGUAUGAAAUAAAGGACAUCUUUGGACAAAGAAUUUACUUUGCAAGAGAAGAAAACAUCUACCUUAACAAAAACUUAUGUAGCCCAGUGCGGCCUUUCAAAAUGCACAUUUCUAAUAAUGCUGGCCGGGAAGUAAUCACAGUUAUUAGACCCCUGAGAUGCAUUACUUGCUGCUUUCCCUGCUAUUUGCAAGAGCUGGAAGUACAAGCUCCCCCAGGUACAACUGUUGGAUUCAUUGUCCAGAAAUGGGAUCCGCUCCUGCCAAAGUUCACAAUUCAGAAUGAAAGCAAAGAAGAUGUGCUGAUGAUUAUUGGUCCAUAUUUAACAUUCAGCUGCUUAGGCGAUGUGGAUUUUGAGGUGAAAACAUUAAGUGAAAAGUCAGUGAUUGGCAAAAUUUCCAAGUAUUGGUCAGGAUUUGUGAAUGACGUUUUUACCAAUGCUGAUAACUUUGGGAUAGAAUUUCCUGUUGAUCUGGAUGUAAAGCUGAAAGCUGCUUUGGUUGGUGCCUGCUUCCUAAUAGAUUUGAUGUACUUUGAGCGAUCUUCUGAUGCAAUCUAAGGACAAUAAGAAAAUGACCAAAAAAGCCAAACAUGGAAUAAUAUCUGGACAUUUUGCAUUCAUUGGAUGAAUUUCCACAGGUUAUCUGACAUGAUGUUUCCUCAAAUUACAGUUUAUUAAUUGUUGGAAAACGAUACACCAGACAUCUCUUCUUACACAACAAUCCAAUCAGUGAAUUGACGUCUCAGUAAUCAUCUGUAUAAAUCCACCCAAACAUGCGUUCUAGCUGCUCAAUAGCACAAAAGGAACAUCUAAGC
Messenger RNA from Rana temporaria (common frog), 1347 nucleotides. RefSeq names its product phospholipid scramblase family member 5 (gene PLSCR5). Gene Ontology annotation, molecular function: phospholipid scramblase activity. The record is from RefSeq and is a predicted model, not a curated record. Gene Ontology annotation, biological process: plasma membrane phospholipid scrambling. Gene Ontology annotation, cellular component: plasma membrane. Lineage: Eukaryota; Metazoa; Chordata; Amphibia; Anura; Ranidae. The transcript is spliced from 7 exons. Bases 281 to 1090 code for a protein of 269 amino acids.